This is a messenger RNA of Hippocampus zosterae (dwarf seahorse), 6613 nucleotides long. RefSeq names its product phosphodiesterase 3B (gene pde3b). Gene Ontology annotation, cellular component: membrane. The record is from RefSeq and is a predicted model, not a curated record. Gene Ontology annotation, biological process: signal transduction. The transcript is spliced from 16 exons. Gene Ontology annotation, molecular function: protein kinase B binding; 3',5'-cyclic-AMP phosphodiesterase activity. NCBI's taxonomy places the organism in Eukaryota, Metazoa, Chordata, Actinopteri, Syngnathiformes, Syngnathidae. Bases 199 to 3501 code for a protein of 1100 amino acids.
CUGUAGACGGCGCCGGCGAAGCCGUUCGUUGUAAAAACAACAUCUCACCUUCAUUCUUGAGUGCCACUGCUGGAGCAUGUUACUGGGACCGACCAUGGAGCGUCUUCGCCGUCAUGUAGUCCAGCGUUAGCGCGACUACAAAAGACCGUAGAGUGGGGCUUUGGAGCGGGGUGGACGACGUGUCGCCGUCGUCGAGCCAUGGCCACGCGGGAGCAAGGAGACGCUGUGCACGGUAAAGCGCGGCACCACCACGACGGAGCCUGCAGCAACAGCCCGGACGGCUUCAGGAACGGCUACGUGAAGAGCUGCGUCACCCCCCUCAAACAGGACCACCACAGGGUUUUUUUGUUCAGCCAAGAUCUCCUGGGCUCCAAGGUCUUCAGGGUUUCCGCCAUCUACGUGGGCGCCGUAGUCGUUCUGGCGCUUUCCGCGGUGGUCUCCCGAAGCUCGCAGAGCGACUCACUGUGGGAUUUACGGACUUUGUUGACGGGCUUCUCACAGUCCGCCAGUCCCCUCUUCAGCAUCGGCUGUGCCUUCUUCUUCCUGACCUUCUACCUGAGGAAAAGGAAGCAGGAGGAGGGAAGCCACUGGUGGUGGCUUCUGUCGCUGCCGGCAUCGUGCUACCUCGGGGACUUCGUGGUGCUCCGCUUUUUGCAAUGGGGAGAGGAGCAGCACCAGAUGCAAAUGGUGGGCAGGUUGUUGUUCGUGCUGGGAUGCGUUGGGCUCCUCACGCUUGUCCCUACGCUCAAGCUCAAACACUGCGUAGUCAUCCUGCUCUUCGCCAGCGUGGUGUGGCUGCUUUCCUUCACCAGUUUAGGCGGACUGCCGCCGCUCCUCAGGCCACUGCUCGCCUGCGUCGCCGGGCUCUGCGGCUCCUUCCUGGGGCUCGGCUUCGACCAAUGUUACCCGCCCAGGGAAGCUCAGAACGCGGGUUCCGCCACGGAGGACAAGGUGCCCGUCAUCCGAGCCAGGAGACGCUCCAGUUGUGUGUCACUGGGGGAAACUUCAAGCAGUUAUUACGGCAGCUGUAAAAUGCCCCGGAGACCGUCUUUACCAUGUAUAUCCCGAGAGCAGAUGAUCUUGUGGGACUGGGAUCUAAAGCAUUGGUAUAAACCACAGUAUCAGGGUGCUGCGAGCGGCAAUGGCGUUGACCUGUCAGUCAUCAACGAGGCCAGAAACCUGGUGUCAGAACUGAUGAUGGACUCGUCCUUGUCAUCCCAAACAAUCUCAACCCUGCACGGCAUCUCCAACCUCAUGGGGACCUUCUCAGGGUCGUGCCGGCCCCGGGUCAACCCUUUCACCCCAUUCCCCGGCUUUUACCCCUGUGAUGAGAUGGAUGACUCAGUAGAGAGGAGUGAACGUAAAACCAUUAAGGGUUUGAGCAGCAGAAACAGCCUGCCUACUCCUCAGCCCAGGCGCAGUUCUACCUCCUCUUCUGUGCUGCCUCCUAUCGACACACUUUCAUCACGGUGGGAACGUAACACCGGCAAGAGAUCACCCCCUGACCUUAACUUGAUUAGCUCAGGACUGUCCAAUGGGCCAAAUGCAAACCUGCUCACCAUUCCGAAGCAAAGGUCUUCUUCUGUCACCCUUACCUACCACGCAGGGUCAAGGAGAGCAGGGAACUCUCCUAGUCUGAGUCCCAUCACCUCUCCGGGCCACAGUCCUUCAUCUGUAACCACAGGUUCUUCAUCGUCCCUGGUCACUCGGUUGCCUGUGGAAUUCCCAGACACAGCGGACUUUUUGACAAAGCCAAGUCUCAACCUGAACCUGCACAAGCCUUUGGGCUAUACGCUCAGCUCAUGUGACUUCCAGCACGCAUUCCGCAGCUCCACUUUACCUCUUUGCACCAGCUGUGGUCGUCAGAUGCCAAAGGGAGUUUCCGUCGGCGAUUCGGGGGAUCUCAAUCAGCCCUUCCUCAGCGAGGCCCAACGCAGGCUCUCAGCAGGAGAAGGGCCAGAGUUCCCAGGGGAGCUUUUAAUCAGGGAGGAGAGCAUGGAAGUGGAGCUACCUGGAGAGAUUGUGAGCACAGGGAAGCAGGGUGAUGCUGAGGAGGAACAGAGCCCCAGCACAGAGAAGCAAACUCAGGAAUUAGGGGGUGAGCAGGAGUUUCGACUUGACCCAAUGCUGGAAGACCAUGACGCCCUCAUGGAGAGGAUGAACACCUGGAACUUUCAGAUUUUUGACCUGGUAGACAAAACAGGAGGAAAGACAGGAAGAAUACUCAGCUAUGUGACUUACACCCUUUUCCAGGAUACGUGUCUGUUUGAAAUAUUCAAGAUCCCUGUGAGGGAGUUCAUGACAUACUUCUUUGCUCUGGAAAAUGGCUACAGGGACAUUCCCUAUCAUAACCGAGUCCAUGCUACCGAUGUGCUCCAUGCUGUCUGGUACCUGACCACUCGACCAAUCCCUGGGUUCCAGCAAAUCCAUAGUGAGCAUGUGACCGGAAGUGACACAGACUCAGACAGCGGGAUCUCUCCUGGGAGGAUAUCAUACGCCUCGUCCAAGAGCUCCUCGAUAUCAGAUGACAGCUAUGGCUGCCUGGCUUGGAACAUCCCUGCUCUGGAGCUCAUGGCCCUAUAUGUAGCAGCUGCAAUGCAUGACUAUGACCACCCUGGUCGCACGAAUGCCUUUUUGGUGGCCACUAAUGCGCCCCAGGCGGUGCUGUACAACGACCGCUCCGUGCUGGAAAACCAUCACGCUGCAUCGGCCUGGAACCUCUACCUAUCCCGGCCAGAGUUUAACUUCCUGGUCAACCUCGAUCAUGUGGAGUUCAAGCGCUUUCGCUUCCUGGUCAUUGAGGCCAUUCUAGCCACAGACCUCAAGAAGCACUUUGACUUCUUGGCUGAGUUCAAUUCCAAGGUCAAUGAUGUGAACAGUCCAGGAAUUGACUGGACCAAUGAGAAUGACAGACUGCUAGUGUGUCAAGUAUGUAUCAAGCUGGCAGACAUCAACGGACCGGCCAAAGUUCGCGACCUGCAUUUGAAAUGGACAGAGGGCAUUGUCAGUGAGUUUUAUGAACAGGGCGAUGAAGAAGCGGGCCUGGGCUUACCCAUCAGCCCUUUCAUGGACCGCUCCUCCCCACAGUUGGCAAAGCUCCAGGAGUCCUUUAUCACACAUAUAGUCGGCCCACUCUGUAACUCAUACGAUGCCGCAGGUUUACUUCCUGGCCAGUGGUUGAAUGGAGAUGGAUCGGAUGAAGACAAUGAGGGUCGUGUAGACUCGGACACUGAGGACGAUGAUGACGAUGAAGAGGAGGACAUGGAUGAACUGGAGGAGGAUCUGCGGCCAAAAAGGAGGAAAAGCCACCGCCAGUUUUUCUGCAGCAUCAUGCAGCACCUGACUGAGAACCAUAAAGUGUGGAAGAAGGUCAUUGAGGAAGAGGAGAAGAGCAAAGAUGAGCAGCAGCAGCCUGACAGCCUGUCGGCCAGCAUGCCCAUGUCGCCUUCAGAUGACAUUCAGGUCAUCCAGGAGGAGGAAGAAGGGGAGGAGCGUCAGUAGCACCACCAGUGUGGAAGAGGAAGCAGAAGGGGCUGCAAAAGAGAAAGUCCUACACCCAAUAGCCUUUCACUCACUGACAUGCACAUAAAUAACAUUUUUCACUCACACGCUGAACACUGUGCAGUCAAUUUUUGGAGAAACAAACAAAAAAAAAAGGCCUUACCACUGUGAGCGAAUCCUUGCUGCAACAGUGGGAGUCCAACUCCUAUGCACUUUCAUCCCCUUGGACACUCCCGGAGCAGCUCAAACAAGAAGACAAAGCAUCCAUCACAAGUGAGGUCACAGGUGCGGAAGAAGAGCAUCAGAUUCCUGGGAGGACCUUGGAUGUCCUUGUUCUUUGACCAUGCCUUGAAUAUGUAGCGCUUACACCUCCCUUAGGUACAAAACAAGUCGCGACUAUUUAAAAAAAAAAGAGAGAGAGAGCGAAAAAACACAAGGGGUAAGAACCAAGAAAGCAACAUGGAGACGCCAUUGAUGCCCUUUACCAAAGUGAACUGUUCACAUGUGGAAAGAUGAGACAGAGACUCUUUCAGCCUCAGUUUCAGGUUUUUUUUUACACAUAUGUAUGUAUGUGUGUAUAGAUAGAUAUACAUGGUAUAUAUCAGAUGUGCCUAUCUGAACCUUUAACGAGUCCAUAUUGGCCCAGAGCCUUGGCUUGUGUAGUUCUUUCUCCUCGCUGGUGACACGAAAACACUGUAUGACACUCAGUCACAGAGACAUGAUUUGAAUUGUCGACUGAUGAUUAGCAUUAUUAUAUCUGCAUCAUUUUGGAUGCCGUUACUCAUUUGUGCCACCCCCUUUUGUUUUGGGUUUUUUCCCUUUGCUAUAAUGUGUUUUUUCUUUUUUUUCUGUAAUGUGUGAUUAUCUUUUGGUAAGAAUGUGAGAGAACGUUUUGAGAAAGAGAGCACAUUUUUUAAUUAUUUUUUAAGUACGUGAUUAGUGUGUAUGCUUUUGUGCUUUCAUUAAUGUCCUCUUAGUGUCAUUCAGGUCAGGAAUGCCGUCUCAAUGAAUGGAUUUUUAAUUUCCUGUUGAUUCGUAUGUUUAAAAAAAAAAGGUUACUCAGGAUUCAUGCAAAGAUGACUUUGCAUGAAUUAAUUUCAUUAAGAGUGAAUAGAUUUUCACGAGGAACACCAUACAGUACAUUUGGACAAGUGAAGGAGUUGAGUGAACAAGUCAACUACAAAUUCAAGCAAAUGAGAGGAGCUGCCUCUUGUCCAUUCAUACAUUGUUUGCUAAACCUCACUGGAGAAAAACAUAUAUAGCCACAUGGUAACAUUUUUUCUUCAUUCAAUUCAGAUGUUUUAUUUUUUUAACAAUACAUUAACCAGGUGCCUCAUUUUGAGCCAACCAACAAACAAUUUUCAUCUACAUUGGUGCCUUGAGAUGUGAGUGUAACUGAAACCAUUUUCCCCAUUGAAAUGAAUGGAAAUGGCAUGAACCGUUCCAGUCUCCCCACAAAAGACUCAAAUCAACCAACAAUUUUUUUUAAAAAAGAAAAUAGCACCUAUAAUAUUGUACUCUAUAAAAGCAUAGCGAUAACAUCAUGAAAUAUAAAUUGCCAGAAUUACACAGAUCGUGCGUCAUAAUUUAGUGAUUCAAUUCAAUCUGUAGCAUGUUCUGGUGCUUGGCCACUGCUGACAGUUUAAUAAAUAAAGACAAAGCAGAGAGUGGCUCUUCUUUCUCCGCAUCUACAUUGUCACUAUUCUCAGUGACUCAAAGCUGCGAUCAUAGUGUUUUGUUUUUUUUUGACAGAGCAUACAGAAUAUAGGCCUGUGAGUAUUCUUGUUUGUCUAUAUUUGUUUUCAAAUAUCCCUUGCUUAAAGGUUUGUAAAACCUUAACAAUUGAUGCCAAUCAUUUGCAUUUCACAAAGUCAACCUUAAUGUUAUUAUAAAAUGAAAAACAUUUUAUAAUAACAUUAAGGUUGACUUUUCUUUAGGCCGUUGUUAGGUUGUUUUCAAGCCAAAAUGUAAUUUGUUUUGUUUUAUAUUUAGUUUGACACUGAACUGGGAUUAGCAUUAAACAGCUGGAAAUCUCCUUUUGAAAAAAUGUUCAACAUUUUCUGAACUGCUGCUUAUUGUGAAGUGAGCUGAGUUAAAUCUAGUGCCACCAGUAAGCGCCUGUACCUCAUUUUUGGUCCGCAAGUAAAUGGGAAAAAAAACAAAAAAGGCUGAAUGGCGCUUGUAUCUCAAAAAUGUGUACGUUGGUUCACUCGUAUCUCCAGGCACCACUGUAUUUUACUUUUUCUUCGAGUGGCCAGUGUGAAGAAGUGGCCCAGUCGUUUUUUUCCAUCUAUGUGUCUCUGCAUUCCAUUUUAUGACAGGGAAGCAGCAAUUGUUGCCUCUUUGCCAUAUCACCAAUCAUAAUCUCUGCAGAAAAUGUUAAAUACAAUUGAGUUAAUAAUAUUUAUAGAGAAAAAAAUACAGCUGUACUCAUUUUAAUACCAGUCAAGUGUUCAGCCACUGUACAAAAAGAGUAUUCGCAUAAAUAUAUAUUUUUGAAUAAUCAACUGAAUGCAUCCGUUUUCUACACACACGCGCAGACACGCACACACACAAAUCACACACACACACACACACACACACACACACACACACACACACACACGAUGUCCAUUGAGAUUCUGUCCUUGCUUGUAUCUCCUUUCUUUUACAGCUGUCGCUAUUUGGUAUGUUUUUUCUUCUUUUCUUUUCAAUUGAGUCUGUUCUCUUUGCCUUCAUGGUCAGCAUCUUCAUCUCUCCUUCACUAGUGCCAAACUUGACUUACUGUACUUGCGGUCGGCCGUGACAUUAGCGUUCCAGUAUUGUCAAGGGAACAGCAAAAGUAGCAGACUGGACUCAGGUCAGAGCCAUAUUCAUUAUUUUCCAUGGAGUCCUUCUGGGCCAGAAGUUACUAUUCUGUCCAGUUGAGUUUCAAGUGUUGUCUGCUUUUCUCAGUAUUUCAAACCACCACGUCCUCUAUUAAUUGUGCCAUAAAAAACAUCAAUGAAGUUACCCAUGUGUUGCAUCCAUAUAUGUACAUUUUGUCUAAUGUAACCAUUCACCCUCACCAACACUGGGAGCAACUGAUUUAUGUUGUUAUUUAAAGCUGUCAUAAAACACCACCACUCAAGUA